Messenger RNA from Haliotis rubra (blacklip abalone), 1534 nucleotides. RefSeq names its product GTPase IMAP family member 9-like. The transcript has 3 exons. The record is from RefSeq and is a predicted model, not a curated record. Lineage: Eukaryota; Metazoa; Mollusca; Gastropoda; Lepetellida; Haliotidae. Bases 209 to 1534 code for a protein of 441 amino acids. Gene Ontology annotation, molecular function: GTP binding.
GCAUAGUGUAUGCUCGUCAUAAAUACUUUGUUAUCAUUUUGAACAUUACACCCUUAUCGAUAUUGUAACAACAGUCACCAAAGAUAUUCAAAUCGUGCGUUCUCUUCAUGAAAAUCAUCCAUAUAUUUCAGUGUGGGUAUGUUCAACCUGUUUCCAUAACAACGAUGCCUCCCAUGAAACUUGCCAAGGAUGCGGAACACCCAAAUUGAUGAGGACGAGGUCUGUUGCAAAAGGUGCACAACGGAUGUCAAAAGUUCCAUGUUCUACCCCGAAUGAUCCGGCUUCUAAACCCCCUGUCUACAGUAAACCAAGACAGAAGGUCGCCCGUGUCAACCCUGUUCCAAAACCCUCACGACAAGGAAUAGAAUUGGGCGAAUUGAGACUCGUACUGCUAGGUAAAACUGGAGCGGGAAAGAGUGCAACAGCAAACACAAUACUAAAUGAGAAGGUUUUUGACUCAAGAUCAUGUAUGUCCUCGGUUACCGAAAAAUGCCAGUUUAUUCGUCGCGAGGUGUUUGGCAACACCAUCCAGAUUGUUGAUACUCCCGGAUUAUUUGACACCAAUACAAAGAAGGAGGUUAUUGAUACAGAAAUUAAGAAAUGUAUUGCAAUUUCGGCUCCAGGACCACAUGCCUUCUUGUUGGUUUCAUCCUUAACCAACAGGUUCACCGAAGAAGAAGGAAAGGUUUUUGACGAAAUUGACGACAUGUUUGGGGAACAUGUGCUCAAGUACAUGGUCAUUGUCUUUACUGGAAGAGAUCAAAUUAAACCUAAAACAGUUGAGGAACACAUUCAAGGCGCUCCAGACAAAUUAAAGCAGCUUCUAAGUAAUACUGGUGGCGGAUAUGUCACCUUAAACAACAGAGGCGACGCAUCUGAAAAAGAAGCUGAUGUAAAAUGCCUUUUAGAACGCAUCAAAGAUACGGUCGACAAGAAUGGAAGGAAGCCUUUCACAUCGAAGAUGUUUCAAGAGGCAGAGGAAAUUAUACAAGAGAGGAUCCGGAGAGAUAGAGCUGAGAAAAAACAAGAGAUGAGAAGGGAAAUUGAGGAAGAACUGCGCGAAGAGAUCAAGAAGGAGAGAGAGCAUUAUGAGAUGCUCCACGAAGCCAAUGUGAAACAAAUGGAAGAUCUUAAACUGAAACUGAAGGAAGAGCGGGAUAAGCAUGUCAGAAAGCGUUCGGUAGUUAGACAGAAUGAGAGGACCAUGGAGGAGCUUGUACGGAAGGAAAUGGAGAUGAAGGCAAAGAAGGGCAAGCUUGUACAGCAGAUGCAAAAUGCUGAAGGUGGGGAGAGAAUGCAAAUUCAACACCAACUGGCAAGUGUUGCGGAGGAGGUCAAGAGCGUACUUGCUGAAAGGAAGAGAGUAGAAGAUGAAGUCACAGACGACCGGUUUCAAGCAGAAUGUGAUUUGAGGGAACAACAAGUAAGAAAAGCUGAAAGGGAAAACAUACAGAAAGAAGAUGAAUCAACACUUCGUAGAUUCACCGAUGGCAUAAGGACUAUGGGGAAUCGUUUCCUCAGUUUAUUUAAGUAG